Messenger RNA from Penaeus chinensis, 5561 nucleotides. RefSeq names its product cyclin-T-like. Gene Ontology annotation, cellular component: cyclin/CDK positive transcription elongation factor complex; nucleus. Gene Ontology annotation, molecular function: cyclin-dependent protein serine/threonine kinase activator activity. The record is from RefSeq and is a predicted model, not a curated record. The transcript has 8 exons. Gene Ontology annotation, biological process: positive regulation of DNA-templated transcription, elongation; regulation of transcription by RNA polymerase II. The coding region runs from base 31 to 3171 and encodes 1046 amino acids. NCBI's taxonomy places the organism in Eukaryota, Metazoa, Arthropoda, Malacostraca, Decapoda, Penaeidae.
CUUCCUGUGACGUCACGCAGUCCGGUGUUGAUGCUCAUGGCGGCGGAGGAGAGAUGGUAUUUUACCAAGGAAGAAAUCAACAACUCGCCCUCCAGAAGAUGCGGGAUCGACGCGGAAAAAGAGCUAUCGUACCGACAGCAAGGCGCCAAUCUGAUCCAGGACAUGGGCCAGCGGCUGCAAGUUAACCAACUGGCUAUCAACACAGCCAUUGUUUACAUGCACCGCUUCUACAUGUAUCAUCCGUUCACCCGUUUUCACCGCAACUCCAUCGCACCGGCUGCCCUCUUCCUCGCUGCCAAAGUCGAGGAACAACCCAGAAAACUGGAACAUGUCAUCAAAGUGGCUUAUCACUGCCUGUUCCGUGACCAUCCGCCUCUGGACACACAGUCAGAGGCAUAUUUGGAAAGAGCACAGGAGCUGGUCGUGAAUGAGAACAUUUUGCUACAGACCCUGGGCUUUGAUGUUGCCAUAGACCAUCCACACACACACGUGGUCAAGUGCUGCCAACUCGUCCGCGCCACCAAAGAUUUGGCCCAAACCUCGUAUUUCAUGGCUACCAGCAGUCUUCACAUGACCACGAUGUGUCUACAGUACAAACCCACAGUGGUGGCAUGUGUAUGUAUAUACAUAGUGUGCACUUGGAGCCAUUAUGAGAUCCAGCGGGCGACAGAAGGCAAGGACUGGUUCUGGUAUGUGGACAAGUCAGUGACGCUAGAGCUCCUGGAGACGCUGACAGCUGAGUUCCUGGCCAUUCUGGACAAGUGCCCCAACCGGCUGAAGAAGAUCAUGAACUCCUCCCAGCACACAGACGACCGGAGCAAGAGCAGUCAGGGCGGUUCAUCAUCCUCAUCACUCUCGUCUUCAAGGGCUGUAACGGGAGGUUCAUCAUCAUCUGUCCCAUCAUCCAGGAGUCAUGAUCAUAACUCUCAUAAUAAAUCAGGCGUCAAAGUGCCACAGUCUCAGCCUCACCAGCACCCCCAGCCCCCAAAGCUGAACCUUAAGGAAUAUAAUGAGAAGCGUGAGAAGGAGCGGCGCGAGCGAGAGAAGAUGCGCGACCGGGAUGUGGUGGACCCGCGCGAGGGCCGGCAGUUCACGCUGGUGUCAACUUCACACUCCUCGCAGUCAGCACCCCCCUCCACUGUUGCCACUAUCGCCUCGUCGCACUCGCUGCACUCAGUCCUGCCUAGCUCCCGGGGCAAGAGCAGCAAGGGCAGCAGCGGGCGUAGCAGCCACCCUGAGCAUGCCAAGGCCUCGGCUGCGCAUAGCACCAACCACAAGACACAUGGCCAUGGCACCACCAACCAGGGAUCCCGGGGAGAUGCCCAACCCCCCCUGGAGGCGUUGCGGGUGGGCACAGCUGAUGCUCGGCAGGACCAGCGGAGAGAAAUUAGUGCACGUAGUGAUAGUGAUCGCUUUGACAAAAGCAACAGGACUAGUAGCAGUGUCGUGGACGGCAGAUUGCCGGGACACGAGACAAAACCUAGUGUAUCGGACAUUAGACAGCAUCAUGUAGUAGAUAUUAAGCACUCUAGACAGUCUUUAGAUGCCGCAGUGUUAGAAAGAAAAAGUGAAAUAAAACAUGAACAAAGAAUGGCAGAACGUAAACCUCCUGAGCCAAAGUUAGAGCAAGUGAAAGUAAAGACAGAUAUAAAAACAGAGAUAAAGACAGAAAUAAAAGAAGAGAAAACGUCAGACACUAAAUCCGAAGCAAAGGAGUACAACACAAUUUUCCAUAAUAGUGACAUGUCUGAUUUUACUCUGAACGACUUUUUGAGUGAUAAUAAUUUCCUGAACUUAAAUGACGGGCCCCCAGAUGAGCUGUUUGACAAUUCCGAUAGUGAGACAAAGCCUGAUGUUUCAACCAUACUGGAAGAUAAGAACUUGUUACCACAGCCAGCUCACCAGAAGAGCAAGUCCCCUGGUGCAAGUCAGCAACAGCAGCAGCAGCAGCAGGUGCAGCAGACUCAGCACCAACAACAUCAUACCAGCAGCAGCAACACUGCUGGGGUUGUGAGUAAUGCCAGUAGCAAUGGCGAACAGCGGGUCAGUGACAGUGCCACAGCAGCACCCAACUACCACAAUCCUCGAUACCACAGUGCCACCAACGGGUCAGUACCUCCGCCACAGCCGACUCAGACGACUCCCCAGCACUCUUCUAAGAGCUCCUCUGGCAGUAAGAGGUCGAGGGAGAGCGAGAGACGGAACAGUGAGCGGGGCGAGGCAGAGCUGGUGCCGAUGGUCACGAAGCUGGAGGAUACCAAGUAUCGCACAGCUCUCAGCGACCCGGCGACUCCCAUUAAAGUGCGUGCCGAAGCGCAGAACUUGGCCAUGGCAAAUGCGACCUCAAAACCCACUGCUGCGACGCACAGUGCUCCUGCACCAGCAGUUCCUGAACCUGUACAGAAGAACCCAAGUGAGCACGUGCUGCGCAUGAAGCUUCCGCGACCUGAUCACCUGAAGGAGUCUCAGCCUGACCCCACCACUGUCCUCAUGGUAGGGGGUGUGGCAGGCACAGAACACAAGAAACACAAGCAUGACCAUCCUCAUCACAAGCACAAGGAGAAGAAGAAGCAUAAGCAUAAGGACAAGGAUAAGCACAAGGAUAGAGAACAUAAGGAACACAAAGAACACAAGAAGGAGAAAAAGCACAAAAAGCAUAAGGACAAGGACAAAGAGCGGGACAGGAGCCGACCUGGAGAGGAUGCUGGCAGCGCUCCCAUCAAGAUCACCAUAGCAAAGGACAAGGUCUUGUACACACCAGAGCCAGGCUCAGUGCCCUUGAGGACCCACUCCACCACAGCAACGCCCGUGGCUCCACCCAUAAACACCACCAGUGCUAACACAACUCCCAGCAUCCCUAAGUUCAAGAUCCAAAAGUCUCGCCUCAAGCAAAAGGACCUGUUUGGAGGCACAUCGUCGACUUCCCCCGAGAGCAGUCCUGCUGGUGACCUGGCCCGAGACACUCCUACUACCUCUCUAAAGAUCAAGAUCAGUCGGGACCGCCUGCGUCCUGAAAAGGAAUCGAAGAAAAGAGACCGGGACCGAAGCCCCGGGGACAUCCAGGCGGCCAAGGUCCCACGCAACGGCAGUGAGGCUCGGUCCACCCACGCAUCCCCUCAGGUACCCAUAAAGGACUUGGAUCCCAGUAGGUGGAGCUCUCAGAGGCAGUAGUACUGGCAAACAGUUGUAGGCAACUGACCUGACAUGACCUAGCCUCCCUGACCCAACAUGAGCUGGUGUUGUGUUUAAAAAAAGAACAAAAAAAAGAAUAAAUAAAAAGUAAGAAAAUACACUGAAGGACCUUGGCCACAAGGCACAGACAUUUAGCUGACAGGCAGUUGUUUUGCACUGUCCAUAAAUUAUUUUGUUAUUGAUUAUCAGUGAUUGUUUAUAUACAUAUAUUUUUAUGAUGAUCAAUAUGAUUAUUUCUUACCAUCCUCCUUGUUAUUAUCAUUGUUAUUAUUAUUGUAAGGGCUUUAUAGGUUAUUAGAAGUAUACAUGAACUUUUACUUACUAUUGCAAGAUCUACCUUAAAUGAGUAUGCCAAUUAACAUCUGUUCAAAAGCGAGCCAGUUGGUGAGAGGCGAGCGCGAGAGAGUGAGUGGUGUAGCCCAGCUCGUCAGGGGUCAGGUGCAAACGGGGCUGUGCUGGUGGUGGGUGCUGGUGGUUUGGGCACGGCUCACAACACACUUACAUAGGUGUAGUGUAUUUCUGCUGUCUGCUUAGUCGGGUUUGGUCUCUAUCGCCAGCUCGCACACAGGGAAGUCCUUUGUAACUUUCAUGUCUGCACAGUCUCUCACUUUUGUUUCUACUUCUGCUGUUGCUCCUCUCUGUCUCUCCUCCUCUCUCCUUGCUGUUUCCUCGUUUUUUUCCCCCUACUCGUCUCUCCUAUAUCUUCCUUCCCCACACUCUCACUCACUCUUCUUCUUCUUCUUCUUCUUCUUCUUCUUCUUCUUCUUCUUUCGCUCAGCACAUUUACGGGUCAAUUGGCAGGCUGUUGUGAGUUUUUCUCUUUAUUUAAAGCUUAGCAUUCCAUGACUAGUCAGGUCACAGUGUUAACAAACCCCCAGAUUAAGGCUCCCCUCCCCCUUCCCGCCCCUUCCCCUUCCGUGAUCCUUGGUCUAAUCCAUCUUUAACCAUUUAAUUUACUUACCAGUUAUUUUCAUUAUUAUGCUUUCAUUAUUUUAUCUUCUUUCUCUUCCUCACUGCUUACCAGUUCUAUUUUUAUUAUUAUUAUUGUUAUUAUUUACAUGUUUUUUUUUUUUUUUUUUUUUUUUUUCUUAUUCUGCUCCCCACUCCCCUCUCCUCCACCGUCCGUCCCUCCAUUCCCCCUCCCCUACCUCCCCACUCACUCUCCACCCAGCCACCACAACCAGCUUGAGUAACAUGGGGAUUUAAAUACGAAAAAAAUAAAAUAAAGAAAGAAAAACAAAAAGCAAAACAUGCAUGGCCAUGCCGGGUCAGUGUGGCAGUGUGUCAGUGUCUCGGUGCGCCUUGGCUAGCUAGUACAAGGAAGAGCCCCUGAGGAGAGCCUUGGGCCGCUGCAGACGUCGCUGUCGCCGCCGCCGCCGCCGCCGUCCGCCAUCCGCUGCCGUCGUCGCUGUCGCUGUCGUCGUCGUGCUCUGCGGCUGCCCAUUCCAACCCCCCCCCAACCCCGCAUCCCUCCUUCCCCCUCCAACCCUCUGCGUGUGGUGGGAGGACUACCUAGGCACUACACAGGUCAUCUGGUCAUCGGCUGUGAUGCGUCACCGCCACGGCCCCCUCCCCCUGCCCUCUAGCCCCCAUCUCGCCGCCGCUGGGCUGUGGUUGUGACAACUUUCACCUCAAACAAUUAUUAUCACCCUCACAUAGAUAUGUCUACCCCUCCCUUUUUCCUCCCGCCCCACCCCGACCUACACACUACACACACGUACAUUCAUACAGACACUUCCAACACACAAACCACAACAUGGCUUUGGAACCAGGAAAGUCAUCUAUCCUUAGAUAUGUUUAAUAUUCGAGCUGCUCGUUCAUUUUUAUCUUUUUUUAUCAUCUUUUUUUAUUUGGACAUUUUUUGUAUGGUACUUACUACUUAUGCAUCAUAAGCAUACUACGCAGAGCUUGUAUCAUCAGCAUGUGUGUGUUAUGUUGUGACGGCUUUUAAAGAAAAGUCAGUUCUUCUCUGUGAGAAGUUUGUUGAAACUCCAUGGGACUUGUAAGUGAUGGAGUUUUCCCGCGGCAGCCGCACGCCCUCCCCCCUCCUCUCCCCCUCCCCCCAGCGACUGCGGGAGCCGACUUUGGUUCACACGCCUCAGGUACACUCAUGGUUACACCAGCAGUCAAUAUUACCCUGCAUAACAUGAAAUAACCAUUUCUGUUUAUAUAUUUAUUAUUUACUAUUAAUGUUAUUCUUGUGUUGUUAGUUUGACUGUGGACCGGAAAAAAACUAUUGAUGCAUCAGUCGAAAAAAAACUGUUCAAGUUUUGCUCAAUGCUUUUUGUGAUGAAACAUUGACAAACAUCAUGCAUUAGUUUUUGUAUAGCAGUUGUUGUACAAAAUGAAACAAUGUUUUUGUAAACGGA